This is a messenger RNA of Parnassius apollo (apollo), 435 nucleotides long. The record is from the annotation of a GenBank genome assembly. NCBI's taxonomy places the organism in Eukaryota, Metazoa, Arthropoda, Insecta, Lepidoptera, Papilionidae.
AUGAUAAUUUUCAUUGUUCUGGUGAUGAUCCUCUGCAUCUAUUUGGAACAUUGGAAAGUUUAUGAGAAGCGUUUGGAUCGCGCCACCGCAUCACUGCCCGUUCCACCUUGCUUGCCUGUAUUAGGAAAUGCUAUGAUAUUUUUGGGAGACUGUGAAAAAGUUGUUAAGAAUCUUGAAGAUAUAGCAGAAAUUAGUUAUAAAAACAAGGGAGCCGUGAAAUUAUGGCUUCGUCCGAAGUUAUACGUGGGUGGUAAGCUUCGCGUUGUCCUGCAUAUGUUAUUUGACCGCGAGAUACAGUUCACGAACGAUCAACUCCGGGAGCACCUUGAUUCCAUUACCAUUGCCGGAAACGACAUCACGGCGCUCGUCAUUGCAUAUACUUUAGUCCUGCUUGGUAUGCACCAGAACGUGCAGGAUAAAGUAUUUAAAGAGUAA